Messenger RNA from Closterium sp. Yama58-4, 307 nucleotides. NCBI's taxonomy places the organism in Eukaryota, Viridiplantae, Streptophyta, Zygnematophyceae, Desmidiales, Closteriaceae. The record is from the annotation of a GenBank genome assembly.
AUGACACGUGGCAUGGCCAUCAACCCACCUCAGCUCUUCUCUGUUCUUGCUUCUCAACCACCCCUUCCCUCCCUUCCCAACACUUCCCAUUGGCCCGCUCUCGUUGGCCAGCAUAACCAUCACUCUGGACUGCUCGAUCUUUCCCGCUCGAUUUCCCCCCUCUCCCCCGUCGCUACCCCCAGCCAGCAUCACCAUCACUCUGGACCGCAACUACGCCCUCACCUCCCCUGCCGUCUCCCUCUCUCUUCCUUCCUUCCCCCCUCCCCUCGCUCCCCUGCCUCUCCAUGUCCCACCACCAUCACCACCA